AUGGCCGGGCACUUAGUAAAUGUAAUGGCCGAAUGGGUACGAGCCAGGGAACUAUCGGAGCAGAGACAGGUUGAUAAGGCACUAUGGGCAGAUAUGGAAAAUGUAUUAAAGGAUUUUGUGGAUUACAUGGAAAAAAUAGAGGACCGAUUAGAAAUGUAUGCCACAAACUGUGAGGCUGCAGGUUGGACACGUAGAGGACGCGAGCACGAACAAACAAGAUAUACCGAUCAUUCAGUUGGGGAUGUCAUGAAAUGCAGACUCAUGGUUGGAGCAUUACAUUUUGUAACUGGGUGGAGCAAUCAACUGAAAAAGGAUAACGACCCAUCGCACAAUGAUACGGCCAUGAAGGCUAUUAUGAGGUGCCUCGUGGGCAAUGUUUUUGCGUAUAUAUUGGCUGAAAUAAAGUGUGGAUAUCAGUGGCUAGGACCAGACUGGGCAUGGCACACCAUGCAGGAGUUUGCUGAGGGCAGCCAAGACCCGUCUAAUCCAAUUUCAAGUGGAACAUGUACGCAAGACAUAUAUACGGGUAUUAAAAUAGGGAAAGGGAACUUACAGGAAGCGGUAAAAAAAUGGUUACAGAAAAGUCCAAAGAUAAGUGCUAGUAUAAAACAAAUAGAGCAGAACCCACAAUGCCACAUACCCUGGGCACAGUACAAGAGGCGUAUGCAACAGACAGGGCAAGAUGCAGACAUUUCCAGUAUAUUUCAGGAGACACAUAUGCAGGGGUUAGUAAAACAGCAGGUAACAAAAAUGUUUAAGACAAUUACCAAAACAGUAACAAGGGAGCACAGAAGGGUACGAAAUAGACCAGGGGGAGCCAUGAGAUCCGAGGAUAGUGCUGUUGAAUCUGCGGACGAGGAAGAGGACGACGACGAUGAAGAGCAGCAGAACGCAGAAGAGAACAUGAAGCACAGGACAGGUAACAGUGCGACUCCUAAGACUACGAAUACGAAUACUAAACCAAUGAGUCCAGCGCCGGGGCCAAAUGGAACAGAUGAUAAGAACAAGGACCAAGCACAACCGUCAAGCACACAAUCACCAGCAGUUUCAGGUACAGGUACAGGGGGAACUCCAUCACCACCAACAGGACAACCACGAUCAGAUGGCUCAGCAGCAGAGAACGGGGUCACAUCAGCAACAGUACCCGUACCACAACCGCCACCUGCGGCACCAUCAUCACCGAAAGCAGGGGACACGGCAUCCACGGAACAAAGCCCAGGUCGAGGACCAGGUCAGGCACCAGGACCUGGACAACAACCCCCGCAACAACCACUACCACCCCAGGGCCAUGCGCCUGAGGGCACCCAAGGCGGGCAGGAUGCAGACAACGCAGGUCAGUGCACACAGAGUUCCACCAGUACGAAUACGAACGGAUCCGGCGUUAGCAUCAGCCUCGGGUGCACUCCAGAUUCCGCGUGGGGAGUUCCCUCUAGUAUACCUCCAAAUCCCCCUGAUCCAGCGCCAGGUAUCAAUUUCUAUGCACCAUAG
This is a messenger RNA of Plasmodium fragile, 1488 nucleotides long. RefSeq lists its product as uncharacterized. NCBI's taxonomy places the organism in Eukaryota, Apicomplexa, Aconoidasida, Haemosporida, Plasmodiidae. Bases 1 to 1488 code for a protein of 495 amino acids. The transcript is spliced from 3 exons. The record is from RefSeq and is a predicted model, not a curated record.